AUGGAAUAUGAAGCCAAGAAAGGGAAGAAGGGCUUUGUGUCCCCCAUCCGAAGGCUGGUGUUCCCCAAGGCUGCACGCCAGGCUGCCUUCAAAAACAAUGUCAGUCGCAGGCCCCUGCACUCUAUGCCUCUGUAUCCCCCUGACUACCUCAUCGACCCCCACAUCCUGCUGUGUGACUACCUGGAGAAAGAGGUCAAGUUCCUGGGUCACCUCACCUGGGUGACUUCCUCACUGAACCCCUCCAGCCGAGACGAGCUCCUGCAGCUGCUGGACACCGCCAGGCAGCUGAAGGAGUUGCCUCUGAAGACCACGCCGGAGCAGGACAGCAUCCUGAGCCUGUCCGCACGCUGCCUGCUGCUCACCUGGCGCGACAACGAGGAGCUCAUUCUGCGCAUCCCCACGCACGAGAUUGCUGCUGCCUCCUACCUGCAGGACGAUGCUCUGCAUCUGCUAGUGCUUAAGACUGGUCUGGGCGUGGACCCGGUGCCAGCGGGCAUGGACGGCAGCCCGGGAGGUUCGACCGGUCGGGAUUCCGGCCCUCCGGGCGCUGUGCCGGAGAAACGACGGGUGGGCACAGCCGAGCGACGCCACACCAUCUGCAGCCUGGACUGGCGCGUGGCGUGGGGCGGGGGCGCGGGGGCCGAGGCCCGAGCCGCAGGAGGCGGCGGCAGCCUGGAGCGGCAGCGCGCAGGAGCGAGGGCGUCCGGUAGCUGGGAGCGGCGACAGACGUUCAGCGGCAGCUGGGAGCGGCGGCACACGGGCGGCGGCGCGGGCAAGCCGGGUGGCAGCUGGGAGCGGCGGCAGGCGAGUGGCGGCGUCGGCGGCAGCUGGGAGCGACGCCACCCCGGACCCAACCCACUGGAUCCUCAGAAUCACAGCCCCGACGCCUACUGCAACCUGGUCAUCCUGGCUGUGGCAAACAGGGAUGCUGCUGAGGAGUCCUGCGCACUCAUCUGCCAAGUCUUCCAGAUCAUCUACGGGGACCAGAGCAUCGAGUGUGUAGACCGGGCUGGCUACCACUACAGAUCCACACCAAAGCGGCCGUGGCUCUCCAGCUGCAGUGAGAGCUGCCACACAGACGGGACAUUUGCCUACGAUGCCGACUUGAGCUGCUGCAGUUCCUUCAAUGGCUCCCAGGACACAUUUGAAGCGUGUUACAGUGGUGCAUCCACGCCGUCUUUCCACGGCUCCCGCUGCAGCAGUAUCGACCACAGCAGCUGGGCCUUCGAGCAGCUACAGGAAUACAUGGUCACGCUGCGGAGUAAGCUGGGCCCUCCUGAGAUACAGCAGUUUGCGUUGCUGCUACGAGACUAUCGCCUGGGGCUGCCUAUCCAGGACUACUGUGCAGGCCUCCAGAAACUCUAUGGGGACCGUCGGAAGUUCCUUCUCAUUGGGAUGCGGCCCUUCAUCCCAGAUCAGGACAUCGGCUACUUCGAGGGCUUCCUGGAGAGUAUGGGUAUCCGUGAGGGCGGAAUCCUCACCGACAGCUUCGGCCGCAUCAAGCGCAGCAUGAGCUCCACGUCUGCCUCUGCCGUGCGCAGUUACGAUGGGGCGGCCCAGAGGCCCGAGGUGCAGACCUUCCACCAGCUGCUGGCCGAUAUCACGCAUGACAUCGAGGCACUGGCCCCCGACGACGACGACGUCUACGAGGAUGUCUCCCCAAGCGGGGCCGACCAGGUUGAAGACAACUACCUGUAGCUCAGCGGCACAGUUGCCCAUAUGACACCAUCCCCAGGGUGCCUAGGCUCCUGGCCU
Molecule: messenger RNA, 1755 nt
Organism: Arvicanthis niloticus (Nile rat)
Lineage: Eukaryota; Metazoa; Chordata; Mammalia; Rodentia; Muridae
Gene: Ccm2l
Product: CCM2 like scaffold protein
Biological process (GO): heart morphogenesis
Source: RefSeq, a predicted model, not a curated record